Molecule: messenger RNA, 677 nt
Organism: Pyrus x bretschneideri (Chinese white pear)
Lineage: Eukaryota; Viridiplantae; Streptophyta; Magnoliopsida; Rosales; Rosaceae
Product: V-type proton ATPase subunit e1
Exons: 4
Coding region: 222-434 (70 amino acids)
Biological process (GO): proton transmembrane transport
Cellular component (GO): proton-transporting V-type ATPase, V0 domain
Molecular function (GO): proton-transporting ATPase activity, rotational mechanism
Source: RefSeq, a predicted model, not a curated record
AAAGUACCAAAACGACCUUUUAAUUUAUUUGAUCUUUCUAAGCAAAAAAAAUCCCAAUCUUCGUCAUCCCCUUCCCAUCACAGCCCAAAAUCAGAGGUUGGAGGCUUGGAGCCUCAGGCAACGUACAAAUUGUUUUUGAAGACAAUCAUAUCAUUCAUUCGCGAUCAACUGUUUGUGGAUUUGACUGUUCGAAGAAGGGGUCGGAAUUGGAGAAGAUCGAAAUGGGUUUUGUAGUUACAACUCUGAUCUUUGCAAUGGUGGGCGUAAUUGCUUCCCUCAUGGUCAGAAUCUGCUGUGGCAGAGGCGCAUCGGCCAAUUUGCUUCACCUUACACUUGUUAUCACAGCGGUAGUGUGCUGUUGGAUGAUGUGGGCAAUCGUGUACCUUGCACAGAUGAAACCACUCAUUGUUCCGAUCCUCACUGAAGGAGAGUGAAGUGUGUAUGGAAGAAUUUGUUCGUGCAGAACUGGGUCACGCAUUAUUGUUUCAGACUUUCCAUUCGGGAUUUGGUUGUAUAAUUUUCGAAGAGAGUUAGUUUGCUACGUAGGUUUAUUGUACCGAUAUAUUUGUUUGCUUCAUCCUCCGUAAACAGGGUGAUAGACCAGUCUUUUUUUGGCAAUUUCGGUUUGUAUGUACCUCUGUUUUAUUGAUGUGAAAUAAAAUUUCGAUCCCUUGCCA